This is a messenger RNA of Ananas comosus (pineapple), 1881 nucleotides long. RefSeq names its product aspartyl protease family protein At5g10770-like. The record is from RefSeq and is a predicted model, not a curated record. The transcript is spliced from 4 exons. Lineage: Eukaryota; Viridiplantae; Streptophyta; Magnoliopsida; Poales; Bromeliaceae. The coding region runs from base 119 to 1441 and encodes 440 amino acids. Gene Ontology annotation, molecular function: aspartic-type endopeptidase activity. Gene Ontology annotation, biological process: proteolysis.
AUUAAAAUAUUUAUGAGGUUCCACCACUAAAUUGUCCUUUUUUUUUAAAAAAAAAGAGAAUCUUUAUUUGAAUAACUGAAAGCUACCCGUGAGGUUCUCAGCUCGGACUCUCUAUAAAAUGCCUAGAAUGCUUGAAUGUAGAACCACCUCCCAUAGUCUUGUAGAGAUGGAGUUGCUUCUCUUUAUUGCUUUCUCUCUUCUCUUCGCCACGGCAACUCCUCUUAGGGGAAUAUCUAGUAACUCAUGCUCGUCGAAAAUCAAGGACGACGAGUCCCAGUGGAAUACCUCCGGCCUCCACCUCACCCUCCACCACCCUCUCAGUCCCUGCUCCCCGGCCCCUCUCCCCGACCUCCCGAUCUCCACUGUCCUCUCCCAUGACGCCGCCCGCGUGCGGCUCACCCCGGGCACCUCUGUCGGUGUCGGCAACUACGUCACGCGCAUCGGCCUCGGCACCCCCGCCACCUCCUACGUCAUGGUCGUCGACACCGGCUCCUCCCUCUCCUGGCUCCAGUGCUCUCCCUGCGCCGUCUCCUGCCACGACCAGGUCGGCUCCAUAUUCGACCCGUCGGCGUCCAACACGUACCAGUCCGUCUCGUGCUCUGCGCCCGAGUGCGACAGCCUCGACUCGGCCACGCUCAACCCGUCGGCGUGCUCGAACUCCGGCAUGUGCAUCUACCAGGCCAGCUACGGCGACAGCUCCUUCUCAGUUGGCUACCUCAGCAGGGACACGCUCUCCCUCGGCGGCCAAACCUUCCCGAACUUCGUCUACGGCUGCGGCCAGGACAACGAGGGCCUCUUCGGCGAGUCGGCCGGCCUAAUCGGCCUCGCCAAGAAUAAGCUCUCUCUGCUAUCCCAACUCGCCCCCAAGCUCGGCUACUCCUUCUCCUACUGCCUGCCGACGACAUCGUCCAGCGGGUACCUGUCGAUCGGCUCGUCCAGCCAGGCGCAGUUCUCGUACACUCCGAUGGUGUCGAACUCACUGGACAGCACGCUCUACUUCCUCACCCUGACCGGCAUCAGCGUCGCGGGGCGUUCGCUCGCUGUCGCACCGUCGGCGUACACAAGUGCCCCUACGAUCAUCGACUCUGGCACGGUGAUCUCGCGCCUCCCGUCGGACGUCUACUCCGCGCUGAGCAAGGCGGUGGCGGCCGCACUCCAAAGGUACCCGCGCGCGCCUGCGUACUCGAUAUUGGACACGUGUUUCAAGGGGAGGGCGAGCCGGUUGGCGGUGCCCGAGGUGGACUUGGUGUUCCAGGGUGGGGCAGCGAUGAAACUGCCGCCGGGCAACGUGAUGUUCGACGUGGACAGCUCGACGACGUGCUUGGCGUUCGCGGAGUCAAGCAGGGUGGCCAUCAUCGGGAACAAGCAGCAGCAGACGUUCAGCGUGGCGUACGACGUCGCCACGCAAAAGAUCGGGUUCGCCGCAGGCGGAUGCCGGUGAUGAGAACAGAAUAAGAAUAGGUGUGUUUGGAGGUGGUGGUGGUGGAAGUGGUGGGGAUAAGCAAGGAUUGGUAGUAGGUGAAUAAGCUAUUCUGUUCCAUUAUAGCUGUACAGCAAAAAAAAAAGGUGAGGAUAUAUUAGAGGCCAAUUAAUCAUCCAUUAGGCCUUGAUGAAAACUAAUAGUUUGUGGAUAUUGGAGAGAAGUGAGUCGACUCUCCAUUGUCAUCUUCACACGGAGUGAUGAAUUGUGAUUGCUUGUGAGGAGGGGAAAAAAAAAAAACCAAUAUUCUGGGGAUUUGUUUUAAAGGUUUUUUUUUUUUCCUUUUCUUUUAAUAUAAUUGUUACUAAUAAGUGUAUCAGUGGAAGUGUAUGUAACCGAAUCGAUUGUGGCAAAGUGUCUUUUAUUCGAUCUCUCUAUAUACGGCAGAGAUGUUCGUGUCU